UAUGCCUUGCCCUGUCAAAGGCGCAAUUCAAGGAACAAAAACAUGACCCAAUCAAAACUCACUGCAAUUGCCCUUCAUCAUUCUAACCAAACAACCCCUCUGUUCUCAUCAUUAAAACCAUGCUUUAUGCACCACACUUUUUUCAACCCCUUACCUAAAAAUUAAACUUCUAUUAAUACUUCCCCUUUCUUCAUUUCUUUCAUUCACAUAGCAAAAAAACAAAAGAACGCACAUUUAUGGUUAUGGUCGGAGUGUAGAAGAAAUCGAACAACAUGAUCGCAGGUUGUUUCAGUUUCAGACAACCUAUACCAAACACCCCUUCUUCUUCUUCUUCAAGAAGCAGUUACUGUUCCCAACAAGUACCUCAGAAUGUGGUAACAUGCAUAUACCAAACUCUACUAUGCAACUCCCCCACUUAUCUCACUCUCAGUUGGUCCAAAACCCUUUUCUCUCACUCUUUAACCGUUUCCGCCGCAGAUACCUUUUCCGUCACAAUUCCUCUCAACUCUUCAACAAUGCUCUCCUUCUUCACACGCCACGGUUCAAAAUCCAUACGCCACCGCAAAAUCAAGCUCCACUGGAACUUCACGCGCGCUGAGUUCGCACAAAACUCCGCCGAACCCGAAUCGCGGUUCUACCUUGCGAUCACCCACAACGGCAAGCUCCAAUUUUUCCUCGGCGAUCUUCUCCGCGAUCUAACGCGGCGGCACAAGAAGCUCGAGGCCGGGGGCGGCAGCGGCAGCGACAACCUUGUUGUUGAGCCGGUUCUGCUGUCGCGGAGAGAGCACGUGUUCGGAAGCAGAUGCUACGUGUCGCGCGCGGUGUUCAUGGGGUCCAAGCACGUGAUAGAGAUCGAGUGCGGCGGCGGCGGGGGUGCGAUGCGCGUGAAAGUGGACGGCGAGACGCGGCUGGUGGUGAAACGGUUGGCGUGGAAGUUCCGAGGGUACGAGAAAAUAUUCAUCGACGGAGUCGAAGUGGAGUUUUAUUGGGACGUGCUGAGUUGGGUGGUUAACGACGACGGCGAUAAGAGCAACAACGGUCACGGUGUUUUUGUGUUUCAAGUGGGGGACGGUGCGGUGUGGCCGGAAAUGGCGGUGGCGGAAAAAAAGUUGAUAAAGAAAAGCGUUUCCGUUUCGAGCGUGUUGCAGUGGGCAGAGGAGAGUAGCGAGUGUGGGAGGUCUUCGUGUUCUUCAUCGACCAAGUCUUGUGGCAGCAAUGCCACUGGUUUCUCUCUGUUGCUUUAUGCUUGGACCGUAAAUUGAUUCUUAUUCUCUUCAUUCUUUCAAGGGAUUUCAACCUUUUACAGAGAUUGGAUUUCGAUUAUUUUGUUCAUAUAUAUGUAUCUAUUCUUUCUCUCUUGUACAUUCUUGCUGCUUCCGGUUACUGUCUUUUAUCCAUAAUCAGAAAUAAUCGUGUUCUUCCGUUCACCUUGAUAAAAUGCUUGUGAUUUUUGGAUGGUUA
This is a messenger RNA of Vigna unguiculata (cowpea), 1461 nucleotides long. RefSeq lists its product as uncharacterized. NCBI's taxonomy places the organism in Eukaryota, Viridiplantae, Streptophyta, Magnoliopsida, Fabales, Fabaceae. The record is from RefSeq and is a predicted model, not a curated record.